AUCUGGGCUGGGAGAAGAUGGCCACGCCGGCCAGGCCGCUCCCCGUAGCCUUUUUUGGCCGGGAGGAAACGCCAGCGAGGAGCCCAAGUGCGUCUUCAACGAGGAGUUCAAGUUCAUCCUGCUGCCCGUCUCCUACGGCCUCGUCUUCGUGGUCGGGUUGCUCCUCAACUCCUGGGCCUUGUGGAUGUUCGUCUCCAGGAUGAGGCCCUGGAACGCCACCACCACCUACAUGUUCCACCUGGCCGUCUCCGACACCCUCUACGUCCUCUCCCUCCCCACCCUCGUCUACUACUACGCCGACCGCAACAACUGGCCCUUUGGGAAGUGGCUCUGCAAGAUCGUGCGCUUCCUCUUCUACGCCAACCUCUACAGCAGCAUCCUCUUCCUCACCUGCAUCAGCGUCCACCGCUACGUGGGCAUCUGCCACCCCAUCCGCUCCCUCAAGUGGGUGAAGACCAAGCACGCCCGCCUCAUCUGCGUGGGCGUCUGGCUCGUCGUCACCGUCUGCCUCAUCCCCAACCUCAUCUUCGUCACCACCAGCUCCAAGGGCAACAGCACCCUGUGCCACGACACCACCAAGCCCGAGGAGUUCGACCAUUACGUGCACUACAGCUCCUCCAUCAUGGCCCUCCUCUUCGGGGUCCCUUUCCUGGUGAUCGUCCUGUGCUACUGCCUGAUGGCCAAGAGGCUCUGCAAGCCCAGCGUCUCCAGCCCCACCCCCCAGAUGCCCUCCUACAAGAGGCGCUCCAUCAAGAUGAUCGUCGUCGUGCUCGCCGUCUUUGCCAUCUGCUUCGUGCCCUUCCACGUCACCCGCACCAUCUACUACACCUCCCGCUACUUCCAAGCCGACUGCAGGACCCUCAACAUCAUCAACUUCACCUACAAGAUCACCCGGCCCCUGGCCAGCAUCAACAGCUGCCUCGACCCCAUCUUGUACUUCAUGGUGGGGGACAAGUUCCGGGGGCGGCUGCGCCGUGGCCUCGGCCGGCGCCUCCAGCCCGUGCCCACCAGCAACUUGUCCCUGGUGGCCCCUCCCCUGGACCACGCUGACACCCGGGGGGUGGGGACAGCACAGGGCACAGACGGGUGCUGA
Merops nubicus (carmine bee-eater) is the source of this 1093-nucleotide messenger RNA. RefSeq names its product P2Y purinoceptor 4-like. Gene Ontology annotation, cellular component: plasma membrane. The record is from RefSeq and is a predicted model, not a curated record. Gene Ontology annotation, biological process: transepithelial chloride transport; G protein-coupled receptor signaling pathway. The annotation marks the transcript as partial. Lineage: Eukaryota; Metazoa; Chordata; Aves; Coraciiformes; Meropidae. Gene Ontology annotation, molecular function: G protein-coupled purinergic nucleotide receptor activity; G protein-coupled UTP receptor activity. The transcript has a single exon.